Eublepharis macularius is the source of this 3635-nucleotide messenger RNA. It is a transcript of the gene SLC44A2, whose product is annotated as solute carrier family 44 member 2. Gene Ontology annotation, cellular component: membrane. The record is from RefSeq and is a predicted model, not a curated record. Gene Ontology annotation, biological process: transmembrane transport; choline transport. Gene Ontology annotation, molecular function: choline transmembrane transporter activity. Lineage: Eukaryota; Metazoa; Chordata; Lepidosauria; Squamata; Eublepharidae. The transcript is spliced from 22 exons. Bases 98 to 2224 code for a protein of 708 amino acids.
GCCGGGCCAGGAGGCGGGUGGAGGGCGCCCGCCUGCUUAGCCGAGGGCGACUUCCCCUCCGCCCCGAGCUUGGCGCCUGAGCGGAGUUUCCGUCGCGAUGGACGGCGAGGCAGGCGGCGAGAAGCCCGACGACCGUUACGGGACACCCCAAAAAUAUGACCCGACUUUCAAGGGCCCCAUUUAUGACAGGGGCUGCACAGACAUCAUCUGCUGUAUCUUGCUCCUGGUGGCUGUCUCGGGCUAUGUUGCCGUGGGAGUGAUAGCAUGGACCCAGGGAGACCCCCGUAAAGUGAUCUAUCCAACAGAUAGUCGUGGGCAGUUCUGUGGCCAGCAAGGAACUCCUAAUGAGAAGAAACCUUUCUUGUUUUACUUCAACAUAGUGAAAUGCGCCAGCCCUUCGGUGCUGCUCGAGUUCCAGUGUCCCACCACACAGAUCUGUGUAGAAAAGUGCCCUGAUCGCUAUCUCACUUACAUGGAGGCCUCGGCCAAGAACACAGAAUACUACAAGCAAUUUUGUGUACCAGGAUUUAAAGAUCUGAAGAAGAGCACCCCUGAAGUUCUGAGAGAUGGAGACUGUCCAGCCAUGAUCACACCCAGCAAGCCCUUGGCCCGCAGAUGUUUGCCUGCAAUCAAUGCUAAGAAAGGGAUCAUCAUGGUGGGGAACGAAACUACUUUUGAUGAUGGACACGGACACAAAAGGAAUGUGACCGAUCUUGUGGAAGGGGCCAAAAAAGCAAAUGUAGUUCUGGAGGCAAGACAAGUGGCUAUGAAGAUCUUUGAAGAUUACACAGUUUCCUGGUACUGGAUAAUAAUCGGCCUGGUGAUCUCCAUGGUGGUCAGCCUCAUCUUUAUCGUCCUGCUUCGGUUCCUGGCAGGCAUCAUGGUCUGGGUGAUGAUUGUGCUCGUGAUCCUGGUACUUGGAUACGGGAUCUUUCACUGCUACAUGGAAUAUGCUGCGCUGAAGGGGCAGGCUGGGUCUGAUGUCUCUCUGAAGGAUCUUGGAUUCCAGACAGAUGUCCGUGUUUAUCUCCACCUGAGGCAAACCUGGUUGGCCUUCAUGAUCAUCCUUUGCAUCACAGAGGUUAUCAUCAUCCUUCUGCUCAUUUUUUUGCGCAAGAGGAUCCUCAUUGCCAUCGCAUUGAUCAGGGAAGCCAGCAAGGCCAUUGGUCACAUCAUGACAUCUCUGGUAUUUCCACUCUUCACGUUCUUCCUGGUGUGUCUUUGUAUUGCUUACUGGGCUAGCACAGCUGUGUUCUUAUCUACCUCUAAUGAAGCCGUCUACAAGGUAUUUAAUGAGACUCAAUGCAACUAUUCCAGGACAACAUGCAACCCAGAGACCUUCAACACUUCCAAUAUUGCCAAACAGUGCCCAGAUGCCCGUUGCCUCUUUGCCUUCUACGGUGGCGAGACUGCCUAUCACAAGUACCUCAUCAUCUUCCAGAUCUACAAUGUCUUCAUGUUCUUCUGGCUAGCCAAUUUUGUCAUUGCCUUGGGCCAGGUCACCCUGGCUGGGGCUUUUGCUUCCUACUAUUGGGCCUUUAAGAAACCAGAUGACAUGCCAGCAUUCCCCCUUUUCUCUUCUUUUGGCCGAGCACUCAGGUAUCACACUGGCUCGCUGGCCUUUGGGUCCCUGAUUCUUGCUGUUGUCCAGAUUAUUCGGGUCCUUCUGGAAUACUUGGAUCACAGGUUAAAAGCUGCUGAGAACAAGUUUGCAAAGUUCCUCUUGACCUGUCUGAAGUGCUGCUUCUGGUGCCUGGAGAAGUUCAUCAAGUUCUUGAACAGAAAUGCAUACAUUAUGAUUGCCAUUUAUGGCACCAACUUCUGCACUUCUGCAAGGAAUGCCUUUUUCUUGCUCAUGAGGAAUAUCAUCAGGGUGACUGUUCUGGAUAAAGUCACGGAUUUCCUGCUUUUCCUCGGCAAACUCCUGAUUGUAGGAAGUGUUGGCAUUCUCGCUUUCUUCUUUUUCACCCAGAGGAUAAAACUAAUUCAAGACUCAACACCAUCCCUCAACUACUACUGGGUCCCUAUUCUGACUGUUGUUGUUGGCUCCUAUCUCAUUGCACAUGGAUUUUUCAGUGUAUAUGCCAUGUGUGUGGACACGCUGUUCCUCUGCUUCUUGGAGGACCUGGAGCGUAAUGACGGCUCUGCUGAGAAGCCUUACUUCAUGUCAUCUAAUCUGAGGAAGCUUUUGAAGAAGACUAACAAGCAGCAAACCGAAGGGUAACGGGCUUCCCAUUCUGUGCCUCCAGCAGUAGCCUAUAGUAGGCAUAUGAUGCCUGGAUUGUCAAGCCCUGGCUUUGAAGAGCAUGAUCUUUGAGGUUAAAAUGUUCUGCUUCCUCUUCCUGUGCCAGGCAAGCUUGCCCAGAUUUCUAUUUUUUUUUCCUUUCCUUUUUCAUGCAGUUUGGGAUUUUUCUUUGUGGCGAGAAGUGAGAAAUUUGUGCUGCAAUAGCUCCAUCUUAAGGCUGAACUGCAGCAGACCCAAGUGAGCUGCUGUCGUUCCCUACUACCGGUUUGCUCAAAGCCAUCCAGCACCUGCCUGCCUGGAGCGAGGACUCUUCUUGUUUGUCAGCAAGAAGAGCUCGCUAAUGCCAAGUUUGCUGGGAAGCACACGCACCCCGUUGAGCAGAUGUUCAACAAAGGGGUGGUGGUGCUGUUUUGGUUUAGAGCAGAAAUCAGAUUUGAACAGCAUUGGUUCAGUCGUCCUUACUGAGAAGCCACUUCCCAAUCUGCUCUGAUUUUAAAGAAAAAUGGUGCCAAGGUGGAGUUUUUUAAAAAAGAAUAUAAAGCACUGAACAAAUACAGUGCAUAAAUAAGAUAGUGGGCUGGAGCAAUCCUACUUUAAGUGUGUGUGUGUGUGUGUGUGAGAGCUCUCAAUUCACAAACUGUCUUCCUGUGGGCCAAGAAGUGGAGGGCUGGGGGAAGUGGUUUUUGCCACGCCGCUAAAAAACUGACAUGCUUUUCUUGGAAGAUAUCUACCUUCUGCCAUUCACAGAGCUGUUUGUCAAGGCCAGGGCAGAUAUAAGCCUCUCACAAGCCAGUUGAGCCAAUUUAGUUCCGUUAAUUUUUCCAGUGAGCACUAAACUGCUCUAAAUCCAAACAUUCCAGCUUAACUGAUUUAGGGAUUGCAGCCAAAAUUGAUACUUUGAAGGCAUCAUUGCAGAAGUCUGAUCCUGGUGGUAACGGUCAUCGUUUAACCUAGGCGUACUGAAAAUAUAAUCAAACAUCAAGGAAGUAACAGGAAUAUACAGAAUUUUAAAGCUGUGUGGUUGUAUAUUGUGCCACCUGUAGCUUUCUCAAAAGCAAAUGGUAAUGCUGCCAAUCUGUAUUUAAGUCUGACAUUUUUAUUAUUAUUUUGCUUUUAUUAACUCUUUUCAUGCACCCCUGUAUGUUUUGGAAAAUGUUCUAUCUGAAAUAUUAAAACUUUUUAUGUAUUUUUGUUUCUCAGUCUGAAGCAACUCAGGUAUAACUAUUAAUAUAGUGUAAUUUUGCUUUAGAAACUCAUGACUUGGGUUUCUCGGUCCAGACGUCUUGUGUUAUCUCCCAGCAAGUGCAUGGAAUACGUUGUGGCGUUGUAUGUGUGGGGGACUUCAAAGAAAACAUAUGCUUUUUACAAAUAAAUUACUUAUUUGCUUUGA